Messenger RNA from Malania oleifera, 626 nucleotides. RefSeq lists its product as uncharacterized. Bases 33 to 320 code for a protein of 95 amino acids. NCBI's taxonomy places the organism in Eukaryota, Viridiplantae, Streptophyta, Magnoliopsida, Santalales, Ximeniaceae. The transcript has a single exon. The record is from RefSeq and is a predicted model, not a curated record.
GUAAAAAAAACUGUGCAUUGACUAUCAUAUUCAUGUCAGGGAUACAAGGGGGCGAACCCGCGACGGUGGGCGGGUGCGAGCGAUUGCAGCGGGCGCUGCUCGAGUGCCACCGGCGGAUCCCACCGGGACCGACACGGGAGUCCGCCUGCCGUCACCUCAACCGAGCGCUUGCUGAGUGCGCGGUUUCAGUCGCCUGCCCCAACGAAUCAGAGGCGGUGCGCAGCCUCUGCUCCAGCGGCGGGACCGCCCUUAAACGCUCACAGUGCCAACAGGCGCAGCUCUCUCUUGCUGUUUGUCUCUCUUCCCUUCAGCAACAGUAAAACCAUCUGUUCAUCUCCUAAAUCCAAGCCCUCAAAACAGCAGCAGUGAAUUAGCUUCUAUGGUGUACGUGUGCUUUGAUUUAAUUCAUUGUUUUUUUUUUUUUUCUUCCUCGUACGGUUUUCGAAUGUGUGUUCAUUUGUUACCUUCUCUUUUUCUCGAAUCAGAUUUCGAGUUUUAUUAUUUUGUUCUUCGGGAGACGCUUGCAGUUAGAUAAAGAAGUUUGUAAUUUUUUCCCCAUUUCGUUGUAUCCCUACAAUUUUAUUGGAACUAAUGGAAUUCUCUGGAUAUAUAACUCUUUGGUAUAA